This is a messenger RNA of Penicillium antarcticum, 738 nucleotides long. Its product is annotated as TNT domain-containing protein. NCBI's taxonomy places the organism in Eukaryota, Fungi, Ascomycota, Eurotiomycetes, Eurotiales, Aspergillaceae. Bases 1 to 738 code for a protein of 245 amino acids. The transcript is spliced from 2 exons. The record is from RefSeq and is a predicted model, not a curated record.
AUGCGUCUUUCAACCAUCAGUGUUAUUCUUGCUGCCACUCUAGCCGAUGCAUCUUCAUUCAUUAAACCGAAUAACCCCCAACAAAAUCGGGAGCGUGAAUUUCCCGACAGAUGCUAUCCCGAUCCUUGCAAGGGAGUCACCUACCAAAACUCCACUGCUGUCUGCGGUGACCCUCGACUUGGCCCAAAAGACUUCCCAAAGUACUUCCCUCUCGCCAAUGAACUACAGACCUAUUCCCGACUUGGCGAUCUCUGCCCUUACGAGUUCUUGGAGAAAUGGACAGUAAAUGCAUCCGACCCCAAAGCAUACUGGAUCUAUCCAGGAGAGAGUGGCUUUACUGUCAACACGGAGGAUCUUCCUAUUCAAGGCAACAUAACCCUUCCCGUGGGCCAGAAGCUCGAUCGAUUCGGAUCUGAGUACGGAAACUUCAUGGCUCCUCUUGGUGCGCCGUAUAUUGAACGAUCACUGCCCCCAUCCAACUUGUUUGCACCGGAGAACAGCAGCUUCCCUUACAACUACCAUGUGUACGAGGUGACCAAGGAAUUUGUGGCAUUGGUGGGCCCCAUCGCACCUUGGUUUGAGCAGCCCGGAUUUGGAGCGCAGCUUAUGGUUCCGAUGAAGGUGCUUGAUUUAAUUGACCAGGGUUUCUUGAAGAGAUUGGACACUGAGGACUAUGAUGAGGCCGACGAGUACUCUGCUGGAUACUUGCCCGACCCCGCUCAGCCUAAUUCUUCGUAA